CUAUUUUUUCCAACGUCCUAUCCCGAAUCACUGUUUAUAAGUGUGUUUUUUGUCAGCCGCCGAAGUUAUUGUUGUUUCACGGGAUCUAAAAGAGAGCAGCUAGCUAGCUAUGUCUACUUCUGCAGUGACUGAAGAUGCUGAGGAUGAUGACGUUGAGUUUGUAUCAGAGGGUCUUCUCAGACCAGUUCUGGAAUGCAUAAACCUCGUGAGUGAUGGGGAGGAAGAUGCAGGUGUUUGUACGGUUGAGGAUCAAGUUGACAGACAAAAGGCCCAGGUAGUUUCCACGUUGGACAGACUGGCUCGUCAGGUCGCAGUUGAGAAACAAGAGAGGGCAGAAAAGUGCAAAGCCUUUAAGGAAAAGAUGAUUUCAUUGCAAGCUCACGGUCGUCAAGAGUUGGCAGUCAGGCGUUGCAGCAAUGUGGACAGUAAUGAUGCCAAACGCUGUGUGGACAUCUGGCUGAAAAUGCCAGGAUUAAAACCUGGCAUCAUCACCACAGACACAGGCUGGAGGUGCAGAUCUGUCCCCAAUCCCUCAUUCAGAAUUUGUCCUCAAACCUGCCCUGUGAUUAACUGUUGCCGAGUCUAUGACAAUGUCCCUCUCCUCGAGGGCCACCUUAAAAGAUUUGACCACUCACCAUGUGACCCCACCAUCACCCUUAAGGGCAGCCCUGCUUGUGUUUAUGCCUGUGUGGCCUGUGGCAAGCACUUUGACACCAAAGAGGCCUGGAGGAUACACCUAGAUGCAAAGUUGUCUUCCGCCGAUGCUAGUGGUCACGUCAGCUCUCAGACCUGCCAGCUGAUUGUGUGCUUUGCAUGCCCUGCCUGCUACCUGCUCUUCAACAUUAGAGAUGAGUGUCUUCAGCACAUGGCAGCCAAAAACCACUUUACUCAGUUCAUCUCUCUAGGCGAGGUGAAAUCAUCAACGGUGCCAAUUCCAAUUCCACGAUAUGCAAAGAAUCGGCUAAUUACUUUAUGUAAAGAUGUUGUAUUCAGUGUAAAAUGCACAGCUUGCUCAAUGGUGCUUACUUCACACAUGGAAGCAAAGGCCCACUUCAAUGUGCACUGCAGACAGGGUUGUGCCAUUGCUGAAGCUAACCAGAGCAUAGCUCAGGUUAUGAAGCAGCUGACGGUCUUGGGCCACUGCACCUCCUGCACCAAAAUCUUCCUCUGCCAAAGGUCAAUGGAGGAGCACAGAGAGCAGAUGCAGCAUGUGGUAGAGGCGGUCAACAGUGUCGAGCAAGCACUUCUGUAUUACAGCAGCUCCUACGAAAGCCGACACGGCCUCCAGGGUCAGCCCUCCAAAUGUGCCAGAGCAACUGAAGCCUCACCCCAUAGAGAAAGAAGAGAGAAAAGUGAAUGUCUCUGGUCACAGACCAAGCGACAGAGGCUCUCCAGCUCAGCUUCUUGGGUUGACGGCAGGGCUUUGAACCUAGCCUGGUUCUGCGAAUGUGGCCUGCGGUACAUGGAGGAGGAGGAGGCCAGCAAGCACCUUCUCUCGGCUAACCAGAUCUUUCACAAGUGUGCCAUCUGCGGCAAGCUGAUGGGAGAGUCGUCCAUCGCCCGUUUGCACAUGAGCAGGUUUCACGGUGGCGCUCACCUGUCCAACUUCCUCUUCCAUUGCCGCCUGUGCAAAGUCGAGAUGCCCCGCAUGGAAGACAUUGUGUCUCACAUUGGCGUGACCCAUCGCGGCCACACUUACUAUCAAGAAAGAGAGGACACCACAGAAAAGACCUCGUCAUGUCCUUCCCCGAACCCUUGCUCCAGUGCUGCAGAUAACAGGCCAGCCCCCACCUGUCCUGCUCCUCCUCCUGGACGCAAGCAGCGGUGGCUGUGCAGGAUGUGCGAGGACCUGUUUGAGUCUAAGGCGGCGGUGCACGAGCACUGCAGCAAUGUGAGCAGUCAUAGCUUUCAGAGGUUCGCCUGCGGCCACUGCCCACAAAAGUUCUUCAAGGAGUCCACCCUUCGGCGGCACUGCACCAAUGAGCACGGUGGCCACCUGCUCCUCCGCUUCUUCUGCGGCCUGUGCGACAGCAUGCUCUACGACUCUGAGCAUGAGUUCCAGGAACACUACAGCAGCCUGCACAGCAGGGAUUACUACCGCUUGGAGCAGGUCGAGAAUGGUACUUCCUCAGCCCUGAAGAGCUUGGUAGAGGCCCCAACAACGAGCGGGAGCCUCCCACAGCUCUGCCCCUGCAUGGGCUCCCAAAGAGCUGACGAGGAGCAGAAGUCCUUGUUCACGAGGUGCAUGAAACAACUGGCAGGCAAAGGCAAGUGCGAGUACAUCUGUCGCAGAUGCACAGUGGCAGUCGGCUCUUAUUCGCAGAUAAAAACACACAUGUACCUGAAGCAUGGGGCCCAGGGGAAGGACAAGAGUUUUGAUGUCAUCUGUGCAUUAUGCUCCGAGAGACAGAGGGAUGUGCCCAGUUUCCAUUCCCACUACCAUGCCCACCACUGCUUAUUAGAGCCCUGUGUGUCUUCUAGAAGCAGUGGUCUCAGCAAGGAUGCCCCCAGUGGCAUGAUUCUGAACGCAGAGGAAAUCUCAGCAGGCAGGAAUGCUGAGGAGUUUCAGGAUGUAAAGAGUAUCAUUUCUUCAAGCACUGAUGUUACUAUAGAAAACCCUAAGGGCUCUAAAGGUACCCAUGAUGAUGCUGAUGAGGAGAUGAAACUGGCUUUGGCUUUAAGCGCAGAGGAGGCAAAGAAGCCAACACAGUUUGAUCCAGAAAUGGAAGAAGCUUUGAAAAGAAGUCUGGAGGAAUUUUGAUCGGAAGAGGAUGACAAUAUUAAAAAAAGGAUGUUUUGGCAGUCAUUUCAUGUAAGAGUUUAAAUGUAUUUGUUUUGGUGAGUGUAUUCUGAACAUUAAAUAAAGAGAGCUAACUAAC
Molecule: messenger RNA, 2879 nt
Organism: Electrophorus electricus (electric eel)
Lineage: Eukaryota; Metazoa; Chordata; Actinopteri; Gymnotiformes; Gymnotidae
Gene: znf451
Product: zinc finger protein 451
Biological process (GO): regulation of transcription by RNA polymerase II
Cellular component (GO): nucleus
Molecular function (GO): RNA polymerase II transcription regulatory region sequence-specific DNA binding; DNA-binding transcription factor activity, RNA polymerase II-specific
Source: RefSeq, a predicted model, not a curated record